Molecule: messenger RNA, 2280 nt
Organism: Bipolaris oryzae ATCC 44560
Lineage: Eukaryota; Fungi; Ascomycota; Dothideomycetes; Pleosporales; Pleosporaceae
Exons: 1
Coding region: 1-2280 (759 amino acids)
Biological process (GO): DNA-templated transcription; regulation of DNA-templated transcription
Molecular function (GO): zinc ion binding; DNA binding; DNA-binding transcription factor activity, RNA polymerase II-specific
Source: RefSeq, a predicted model, not a curated record
AUGUCCUCCUCGACGCCCGCGCCAACAACAAACUCGCGCCGAGUCCCGCUCGACAAACGCAAGCGCACCGAGACGAGUUGCGACAAAUGCAAGUCGCGCAAGCAGAAAUGCCGCAAGGAGCCCGGCCAGGACGCGUGCCGGUACUGCCUGGUACACAACAUUGAGUGUCUUACCACGCAGCCUCGCAAAAAGCGCCUGUAUGGCAGUGUCGAGGGCCUCGGGACCCGCCUGGCGCUGCUCGAGGCCCUCGUCAAGGGCCUGCUGCCAGAGGCCGAUGUCUCCAGCACCGAUGCCCUGCGCCAACUCGCUACCUCGCACGGCAUCCCCCUCCCAGAAUCCAUAGCCGCCCACGGCGAUGCCGACCACGACGACCAAGCCGACCCGGACGGCGACGACACUGUCUCGCUGCUGCCGGACCAGCAGGGCCAGGUGCAGUACAUUGGACCCGCCAGCUCCUUUGCCUUUCAUCUCAAGUUGCGUACUCUAGUCGGCCGCGGACCUCUGCGCGAGUUUGUCCUCUUUGGCAAGAAUGCCGCCUCGACAUCGCCUGAUGCCAGCGACCAUCUCCACCAGCAGCAGCAGCAGCAGCAGCAUCACCACCACCACCACCACCACCACCACCAUGCCCUGUCCAACGCGCCCGGCUCCCUCGACCCCACCGCUGCCGCUGCUCACCUCGCCCCGAACCAGCGCCCGACCCUCGAGCUGCUCAUCCGCACCUUCUUCGACCGCAUCCACCCAGAUAUCCCCGUCCUGCACGAGCCCUCGUUCCGCGAGGCCUACGAUGCCUGGCUCGCAGACCCCCGCAAUGCAGACCCCGCCUGGCUAUGCACCUUCACCUGCAUGCUGCUACUCGCCCGCCGUGUCGCCCGCGUCCCCUUUGCUGAGGACCAGGAGCGGUUGUGGUGGCACCGCGUCCAGAAGCUGCUCCCAGGCGUCAUCUUCACCUCGAGCGUCACGGCUGUCCAGGCCCUGAUGCUCACUGCCGUCCACCUGCACAACACCAACCACCGCGACGCCUGCUGGAACCUGACGGGCGCCGCCAUCCGCAUAGCCCAUGCCAUUGGCCUGCACCAGGACAGCGUGAGCGCAGGCAGCACGCCCCUCGCCAGGGAUACGCGCAGGAUGUUAUGGUGGGCCCUAUACGGCUUCGAGAGCAUGCAGGUAUCCUCCUACGACCGCCCCAGCGCAAUUGAAAUGGCCGGUGGAAAGCUCCGCUACCCCAAUGACAAGAUGAUGAACUGCCCUCCUGGCCUCCUGACCGCCUAUUGUCGUAUGUGGGCGCUCUUGGGCACCGUGUGUCGCGCGCCUAGGACACUCAAACCAAACUCCAGCGACGAGUCGUACGUCGGACCCCUGUCCCCCGCCGCAUCUGCCCUGCGCGACCUGAGCCGGUGGAAGGAGACGCUCCCACAGCAUUUGCAACCAGAAGCCAUUGACGCUACCCCGCCCCCUUGCCAACGGACUCUGAUCAUGAUGCACAGUCUCUAUCAUUACGCUAUAAUUGUUUUGUGUCGCUCAGCACUCCUUGCCCGUGCUUCUACUCUAUCAAAAACCGGCACGGACUCGGCCAAUUCAGCUCUGAUAGCAAUGGCUGACGCCUGUUCGGAAUCCGGUCGCGACCUGGCUCAGUUGCUGCUCAAGUCUGAUCAUGCUGGAAAUUUUGAUGCCGUUGUCAGUUUCGACAUUUGGUACAUGCUAGCCUCAAGCUCAGUGCUAGUUCUGGACUUGGUUUGUCUAAACAAACUCGAGGGUACCGACAUGUCUGAAUCUCGCAUCCUUCUCUCCCAGCUUGCCGACCUCGCCCAGCGGCACCGCCGGAAUCCAUACAUGCCUGGCACAUUGGAGAAAUUUGCUUCCCUCGUCCCCGAACUGCAUUCCAUGGCCGACUCACUAGCUUCGCCCGUCCGAAUCUCCGAACCAAAAGCAGAGUCUCACGAGCCUCCACCACAACCCACACUCCCAACUCAGCCACUGACGCAGCCACCUGCCAUGCCGCACAUGUACCACCAAUCGCCUACUGCGGCUGGCACGUACAUGUUUCCAGAUGACAUGCAGAGCCGCGGCUAUCCAGAUCAAUCAUACGUCGGUCCGGCCAUUCAUCCCACUGGCCGAUAUGAUCGCAACACACAAAUGCAUUUUAUGGACUUUACCAUCAACCACAUGAAUGACUGGAAUUGGCACGACAUGACCGGUUUGCUCGGUGAUGGCGUCUCAGGCGUACCAAACAUACCUGGCGACCCCCAUGUACACGGACCACAAUCUACAGGGCCAAACUGA